AUGAAAAGUGGCCAGAAGCUCGAGAUCGUCGGGCCUCAAGAUGAAGAUGCCAAGAAGGCUGAAAAUGACAAGGUGAAAGAUGUUGCGUACACCGACAAGCAGUUGUUGUUUGGCCAUGAUAACGAUGAGGAGGACCCGGAAGGGGAAAUGGAAUGUCCAUUGGUGCUAAAAGCUUGUAAACAUGGGUUUCAUCAUGUUCAGAAACAAGAUCCGCCACCAUGUGAUAAGGUUGCUAAACCUAAUAAUGAUAAGGAAGAAGUUGAUGCUAAAGAUCCUACGAAUUUGAAUACUGAAUGCACCGAGAAAAAGAUUAUGAAUAGUGGAGAGCGAACAACACUUGCCGAUUUGCUUUGGGGUGAUUCGGAGAAGAACUUAUUGAAGGGGAAGUUACGUGAUCCUUUCAAUGUCCCCUGCCAUGUUAGCACAGGUACCGAAUCCAUCAAGAGUACCCUGAUCUCAAAAAAGAAGAAGAUCGAGAAAGAUGAUUCCACUCACCCGAUCAAGAAAACAAAACGACUGAUGAGAAAGAUGUUGAAGAAGAAAAUCUACCCCGAUAUCGCGAGUCAAAAGAAGGAGACUGAAGGGAUUAUCUAUCAGGAUAUACAUGUGCAUGCUACUUGAUGAAUCCAUCCCAGUGUUCGAAAUUAUGAUGCAGUUUUUCUACAUCGAGGAGUGUGUUUGUACGUAUUAACCAUCCCUGCUGCAUGCCAAUUAUUUCCCCUUCCUUUAAUUAGUUAACUGUUAUUUGUAUUAUUUUAUGAUCGAACUAUAUAUAUAUGUAAGGUGGCGUUGCUCAUAUUAUUAAGUUUGUGAUUCGCAUUAAUUUUACUUAAGGGAAAGAAUAUUGUUUGGCGUUUGUUGGUGUUUAUCCAAUAAAAUAAAGGGAAGGUUUAGA
Molecule: messenger RNA, 895 nt
Organism: Lactuca saligna
Lineage: Eukaryota; Viridiplantae; Streptophyta; Magnoliopsida; Asterales; Asteraceae
Source: the annotation of a GenBank genome assembly